This is a messenger RNA of Drosophila grimshawi, 2347 nucleotides long. RefSeq names its product phosphatase Herzog (gene hzg). The transcript is spliced from 6 exons. The record is from RefSeq and is a predicted model, not a curated record. Gene Ontology annotation, molecular function: RNA polymerase II CTD heptapeptide repeat phosphatase activity. NCBI's taxonomy places the organism in Eukaryota, Metazoa, Arthropoda, Insecta, Diptera, Drosophilidae. The coding region runs from base 570 to 1595 and encodes 341 amino acids.
AGUCUUGCUAGAUUUUUUUCGAGGAGCACACGUUCUGUUUUUUUGCGCGUAAUUUCGACUACAAUUAAUAUUAAAUCAUUAAUAAAUUACUCAAAAUGAGUGCGAUAUCGAAAUAAACAACAACUGUAACGAUAGCAAACAGUGAAAAGCGAAGCGAGAAGCAGUUGCUUGCUGUGCUCUGUGUUGAUCUCUUCUCUGUGCGUGUGUGUGUGUUGUGUUGCUGGUGUGUGUGUGUGUCGAGUGAGUGCGUUAUAAAUAAAACGCCAAGAAGAAGCUGCGUGCAAAAAGUAGACGCCAAGAAAAAUAAAAAAGAAUGUGCCCAAAAACAACAGUGCAAGAAAAGAAAGUGUUUUUCGUGAAUUUCCAUUGAAUUUCUAAUACAUUUCUAAUUAAUUUCUGAAUAAAGUAAGGGCGAAAGUGCAUUUUUACAUACGUGUGUGUAUUUUGCUGCUGCUGCAAAAGCACAAAUUGAACUGUGAACUUUAUUUGGAUUUGGGGACAACAACAAGAAGCAACAAGCAACAAGGAGCGUUCAACUUGCAACAACAACAGCAACAGCACGCCGUGUAAUGGAUGCAACAUCAAUAAUAACGCAAGUUUCACGCGAUGAUGAACAAUUGAAUGUCUAUCCAAGCGACAAAGGAGAAGAUGUGGAUCGUUUGAAGCCACAAAAACGAGGUAUUCUACAAUCGUUACUUUGCUGCUGGCGACGAAAUCGAACGAAAACCAAUCAGAAUGGCACACAGAUCGAUGGAUCGACAACACCGCCGCCCCUACCGGACCAACAAAGGUACCUACUACCUCAGGUUAGGCACUCCGAUAUGCAUAGAAAGUGCAUGGUAAUCGAUUUGGAUGAGACUCUAGUGCACAGUAGUUUUAAGCCAAUACCUAAUGCCGAUUUCAUAGUACCCGUGGAAAUCGAUGGCACCAUUCAUCAGGUUUAUGUGCUAAAGCGACCGCAUGUGGAUGAGUUUCUGCAGAAGAUGGGUGAACUGUACGAGUGCGUUUUGUUUACAGCAUCACUAGCCAAAUACGCAGAUCCCGUUGCCGAUCUGCUAGACAAGUGGAAUGUGUUUCGUGCAAGACUGUUUCGGGAAUCAUGCGUUUAUUACAGGGGUAAUUACAUUAAGGAUCUAAAUCGUCUGGGCAGGGAUUUACAAAAGAUUGUCAUUGUUGAUAAUUCACCGGCCAGUUAUAUAUUUCAUCCCGAUAAUGCGGUUCCUGUCAAGUCAUGGUUCGAUGAUGUGACCGACUGUGAACUGCGCGAGCUGAUACCGCUCUUUGAGAAGCUAAGCAAAGUUGAUUCCGUCUAUUCGGUGCUCUGCAAUUCGAACCAGCCGCUAAACAAUCAAAUCAAUCAGCACGAGCUGCAACAGGCCCCACAGCAGCAACAGCAGCAACAAACCAUCUCUGCCACAACAGUUAUUACACAGGCGAGCACGCUGUCUGCACCGACCAUGCUGAAUGCUGCGCAACAGCAACAACAGCCGCAGCAGCAGCAGCUGCAACAACAGCAACAACAACAACAGCAACAACAACAAUUGCAGUUGUCCAGUCCGCCCAGCCCACAAAGCGAGCUGCUGCAGAAGACGUAACAUCAGUGGGAAUUAAUGUUUAUAAAUAUAUGAUAAAAAAAACGUAUACAUAUUAUGAGACCAAGCAAAAGCAAAACAAGCAAAAGCCUGCAAAAACAAUAUAUAUACACACACUAACACACACCCACAUACACACACACACAGAGAAACAAUAGGAAACUUAUUUAAAACUGUAAUUGCAUUGAUAUAUCUAUCUAACUAACCCUUUGCUAGGCUAAGCUCAAGGUUUUUAUUUUUUUAAAACUAUUUACAAGGCACAUUUGUUAUUUAUUUUAUUCGAUUUAUUUUUUACUUUCCUGGCUCUUGGUUUUGUUAUUUGUUUUUAACAUAGUGCAUAUAUAUAUGUAUAUAUGUAUGUGUGUGCGUGUGUUAAUUUUUUUUUUAUAUAAACGAAAGCAAAGAAAGGCCACGCUUACCCAUUAUACUGGGUAUUUUCCCCAUUCAAGAAAAAAAAUAUAUAUAUGUAUACAUAAAUAUCUAUGUAUAACUAAUAAUCAUUGAACUUUUAUAUACACCAUAUAUAUAUAUAUACAUAUUUUAAGUGCGCAUAUUUAACAAAGGGAAAAACUAAGCAAGCUAAAAAAUCUAAUGCAGCUAACAAAAAAGAAUAAAAAGAAAAAGAAAAAAAAACAAGAAAAAAGAAUAACUAUACAUAUGAGCAGAGAGAUAAAAUCAAAUUCAAAAUAGCAUAUAUUUAUAUAUAUAUUUUUUUUAUUAAAAACAAAAACAAAAAAAACACUACUUAAAAGAAA